GACGUUAUUCUCGCUGAUUGGGACCUGACAACGGGUACUUCCGGUUGACUAUUCGGGUACAGGGAUUAGUAUCGAUUUCUCCGUCUCGCCACAUAAACCCGACUGAUAAGUUUUGUCGCGUUAAAUAUUUUAUGAGCAAAGCUGACGAUGUAAACUACAAACAGAUCACCUGGAUCUCAACACAUGUGUGUAUGUGGUAAUAUAUCAGGUAUUUAAUUCCGUGACUGACUUCCAAUCUGAUGUGAUUAUCCGUUUAAAAUCCAGUUCAAACAUUGGACACGGUAAAAAAAAAGUCAGAAGUAGCAUAUAGUGAUUCAUUUCGACGUCUACACACGAAGUGUUAGUUAUUGUAAACUUUACAUAAUUCAACAUGGCGGCCGGAAAGGUUGACAACAAUCAAACCUCGGAUACUGGCAGUAACGUCGAUAUGCCUGCUGUACAUGGCCUUAUCAAAAACGCCCGUGUACCCGAACAAUGGACUCUACCGCACGAGUGGAACAUGGAGAAGAGAGAAAUGUUCGAGAACUGGAAAAUGGACGUGCAGAACCAGGUGGCUAAUAUUGCUACAAAUUUGGAGAGAUCACUUAAGGAGUACCCUAACCCGGACGCAGGAAAGAAGUUUGAUUACACAGAUGAAAUUGAAAAAGCGGAGAUGGAAAAAGAAAGGAGGAUUUAUGCCAGAUUCACGGGAGACACUUUGAAUUACGGAUUGCAAAGACUGCCGUCACGGGCGAUUCCAGAUAAAUAUUGACUGACAUUAUCACCACCGUAGCUCGCUACUUUACGGGAAAUAGCAAUUACCAGAACAAAUAAAUAACAACAGUGAAGGACAUCAACAGAUGGUUUAUAUAUUAGGUAACUCUGCUAGUCGUCAAUUCAACAAUAUCUGUAACGUGAGCUGUGUGUCGGACUGAACAGCCAAUUGAUAGGUUAUGAUGAUGGUUAAAAUAAGAUAUAGGUCGCUAGCAGUGUGUUAGUCUGUACGGUCAGUUUAACCUGAGUGAUCCUAGAAAAAAGGGUGAUCAUAUGGCUACUAUAUGUCGACUUGAGCAAGUUUAUGAUUUUUUUAUUAUUAAAGGCAGACACGCGACCUUAUAAAAUGUUACAUUUAUAUUUGUUUUGUGUUGAGUUAAGUCGCAUUAUAGAUGCUGUCAAAUCAACAUCUUAUACACAGGCUUCCCAUACUAUAAGUAGGGAAAUGUUUGCGAAGUUAAAUAUUCGCUAGUUUUGCCUAUAACUAUUUAGCGCGUAUAUAUGCACUCGCAAACAUAAUGACACAUCAUGGAAUAUAAACACCAGCAACAUGGUCAAUGCGAAUAUUUUCACAUGGCGAGUAUUUUGAAAAGUUCAAAUGCUGAUAUUUCCUCAUGCAAAAAUAUCUGGGGUUGUUUUUCAAUUUGUUGCAAGAUUUUUAUUUUUGCGUUAAUUUGCAGUAAUAUUAGAUCACGUGUUCAAAUGUCUCGCAAAAUUUUCAGACACCAAAAAAGUCCACCGUAAUAUGUGUCUCUGCUAUAAAUAUACUUUUUGCGUGAUUAAGUCGUUUGACAAAAAAAGUUACGUUAAUGAAUAUAUAACUCUAUUAUUCAGUGAGCCAAUGUUAUAAUAUAACAAUUACUAUCUUUUGUUUCUCUAUCCCUUCGUUUACUCAAUAUCGACAUAUAUUAAUUGUGGCGCAUCGGUCAUCACAUGUGUCAGCCGAGAAUGGGCGUGGUUUGUUUACUCUACAGAAUUAUUUAUGACCUCAUUCAUGUCCAUGUGUUUAGCAUUUUAUAUGUAGAAAUAGAAUGUGGAAUAUAUAGGCAUAUUGUUUUAAGUUAUAGUUCAAUAGUGGUCAAACAGAGGUGGAUAUAUUUGAUAACAUUGGUGUCAAUCUGUUCAGUUGGCUAGGCCAGACAGAAUUCUGAUGGGCGUUUUCAAUCUGUUCAGUGAACAAGGCAAGAUAGACUUCUGAUGGGCGUUGUCAAUCUGUUCAAUGAGCAUUACAAAUGUGUUUGAGGCAAGUUGCCAUUUCCUUCGACGCCCAAUUUGCUCACUGGGCGUUGUCAGAAUGUUGCUUAGUAUAGUUAUACCUCUCCUUGGUCGUUGUCAGUAUAAUGAUGGGUGUAGCUAUACCGCUCGGUGUGCGUUGUCAGUAUAAUGAUGGGUGUAGCUGUACCGCUCGGUGUGCGUUGUCAGUAUAAUGAUGGGUGUAGCUAUACCGCUCGAUGUGCGUUGUCAGUAUGUUGGUGGGCGUAGCUUUACCUCCGAUUGGGCGUUGUCAGUAUGUUGGUGGGCGUAUCUAUAUGGCUCGUUGGGCGUCGUCAGUAUGUUGGUGGGCGUAUCUAUACCGCUCGGGGUGCAUUGUCAGUAUAAUAGUGGGCGUAUCUAUACCGCUCGGUGGGCGUUGUCAGUAUGUUGGUGGGCGUAGCUGUUCCAUAAGUAACUAUACAGUUGGUUACUUUUAUAUACAUUUGUCAAUGUAAUGUUUAUUUACGAGUAAGUAUUCGUUUACAACAUAUACAUAUCUUGUUUUAAAUAUUUAUUCCAUGUUUUGAAGUUACAUGUUAUUCAGCGUAUUUAUUCUUUUUUGUUGUUGCUAAACAAUAAACAUAUAUUUUUGUUGUGAAUGAU
Mizuhopecten yessoensis (Yesso scallop) is the source of this 2610-nucleotide messenger RNA. RefSeq lists its product as uncharacterized. The record is from RefSeq and is a predicted model, not a curated record. Lineage: Eukaryota; Metazoa; Mollusca; Bivalvia; Pectinida; Pectinidae. The coding region runs from base 371 to 751 and encodes 126 amino acids. The transcript has 3 exons.